Molecule: messenger RNA, 300 nt
Organism: Acaulospora morrowiae
Lineage: Eukaryota; Fungi; Glomeromycota; Glomeromycetes; Diversisporales; Acaulosporaceae
Source: the annotation of a GenBank genome assembly
UAUAGAAUCAGAAACAUCACUAGGGAAAAAAAGUCACUAAAACAACAAUUGUACAACACAUCUGUAAAUUUAACCCGACCACCACCAGUCUUACCGACAUAUAACAACAUUACAUCAACACCAGUCGACACUGAUAACAAUAUUCAAUCUGUAAAUACAAUCAUAAUAGCAGUAUUGAUAAGACUUGCUAUUAUAACAUUACUUGUAGGAUAUAUUCUUUAUUACCAAAAGAGAGUAAGAAAGACAACUGGAGAAGCAUCCUUAGAAGAUAUAGAAGUGGCAAGAAAAGUAUAUGAUAAU